AACAGCAACUCCCUCUGCUUCUAGCGCCUUUUUUUUGGCUUUAUUGAAACCUCCGUUUAUAUAUUUCUUUUUCAUCCUUCUGUAAGAAAAGUCGCUACAAAAAUAAAAGAUGGCUCUUUUGUUUUGAGUGAGCGCUCCCACCCCCCCAACGCUCACGCUCUUUUUUUUUUUCUUUUUUUUUUUUUUUUUUCUUUUUUCUCUCCCCGUCCACCACCUCCACGCUCCACAUCUCUCAGCGGUAAUGUGCGUGUUCACGGCCGCAGGCUGCUAGCGCCUCAGGAGCUGCUCUCAGCGGGAACCUGCACCGGUGAAGCUAACUCAGGAUGCUACGGCCUUGUUGGUAAGCAGCUCGACUUCCGACCAAGGCCACGGUAACCUCCCUCCUCCCUCCUAAGCAACGACCAGCCAUCCUCAGCCAUGUCUAACCUAAACAGUGCACUUUGCAUUGAAAAUGUACAGAACGCCGACUUGUCUCUUUUACAAAAGGAUACUCUCCAGGAUGGUGGAUUAAGCCAGCUUUUGGAUUAUAACGCUGAAAUGGAAAGGUACAGGUCUUUUGCCAACUUUUACAAAACCAAUGGGGCAUUUUCGCAGUCUGCCAAGAUCGCCCGCAUCACGACGCCCAUUUUUCCCAGCGCCAGAAUUGGCAUGUCCCCUUGGAACUGCGAUAACGCCAUGCUCUGGGGGAGGAAAUCAGCGGCAAUAAACCCUAAUAGGACCAGCAUGCAUAGAAAUGACUCCCAGAGGCCGGGUAAGCCUGGCGUGCCGCCAGAGACGCUGCAAAUGGCAAAUAAUAAUUUCCUCUCUACCUUAUCCCCCGAACACUGCAGACCUUUAGCAGGAGAAUGCAUGAACAAGCUGAAAUGCGGCGCUGCCGAAGCAGAGAUAAUGAAUCUCCCUGAACGCGUUGGAACUUUUUCAGCUAUUCCGGCUUUAGGGGGCAUCUCAUUACCUCCUGGGGUCAUCGUCAUGACAGCCCUUCACUCCCCCGCAGCCUCAGCAGCCGUUACAGACAGUGCGUUUCAAAUUGCCAAUCUGGCAGACUGCCCACAGAAUAAUUCUUCGGCAUCGAGUGGCAACCCGGCGAAGAAGAAAAGGAAAAGGUGUGGGGUCUGUGCACCCUGCAGGCGGCUAAUCAACUGUGGUGUCUGCAGCAGUUGUCGGAACCGCAAAACGGGCCACCAGAUCUGCAAAUUUAGGAAAUGCGAGGAGUUGAAGAAGAAGCCAGGCUCGUCGCUGGAGAGGACGCCGGUGACUAAUGGCGAAGCAUUCCGGUGGUUCUUCUGAAGACACGGAGCGCCCGGGCCCCCCCAGCAGGAGGUCCCCAAGGAGCGACUCUGUGGACGGUCUGCUCAGGACACUAUGUGACUCAAAGCAACACAUUUUUGGACCGAAAGACAGGACUGAAAGACCUUUUUGGACGGGAAGAUGGAUUGAAAACAUACUGGGUGUCGUUUGCUUUUUCUGUGUAAUUAUUGUACCUUUUGACAGUAUGACAAUGUAUAUUUUCGGUGUCUAUGAAUGUGUUUUCGGCGUUCGCGGCCCGGGGACGGGGCCGCCGACCUCCUGUAAAGAAAGAGACAAUCGUAGCACCACACACUGAGGACACGGACAGACCGCCAGGAUUGACGUUAAAGCGACAGCAAUAAUUCUUUUUCAGCUUUUCUCCCUCCGAGGAAUCUUUCUCCGCUGUUUUGUCUCAAUGAGGCAAAAAUGGAAUUUUUUUUGUUCUUGAUUCUAACCGGGUGUGGGCUCACUGCAGUACAGGGCACAUUGUCUUGAGCAAGUGAGUCGCGCUUCUUUUUUAAAACGGAGCAUUUAAAAAUCGGAGUCGGGACUCAAAUCUGGAGAUUUUUUUCUGGGUAUUUAAAAAAAAAAAGACUUUAAAACCAAUGAAAGUACACUAUGAACAUAUCAGGCGGAGUUCUGCGACGACGGACUUUUGGCUACUCCCCCGCAGAGCAGGCCAUUACGAAGCAUCCCCCGAAAUGGAGUUCCCCCUUGUCCUUAACCCUGUUGUUGCAUGUGUACAUGUGUUUGGCUUUUAAAGACCACUUAAGAAUUUGUAUAUUGUUGUUGUGAUGCUUUUAUGUGUUCUAAUAAAAAAAAGAAUGA
Molecule: messenger RNA, 2115 nt
Organism: Entelurus aequoreus (snake pipefish)
Lineage: Eukaryota; Metazoa; Chordata; Actinopteri; Syngnathiformes; Syngnathidae
Gene: cxxc4
Product: CXXC finger 4
Exons: 3
Coding region: 418-1287 (289 amino acids)
Cellular component (GO): nucleus
Molecular function (GO): zinc ion binding; methyl-CpG binding
Source: RefSeq, a predicted model, not a curated record